Pteropus alecto (black flying fox) is the source of this 3178-nucleotide messenger RNA. It is a transcript of the gene RUNDC1, whose product is annotated as RUN domain containing 1. NCBI's taxonomy places the organism in Eukaryota, Metazoa, Chordata, Mammalia, Chiroptera, Pteropodidae. The record is from RefSeq and is a predicted model, not a curated record. Bases 28 to 1869 code for a protein of 613 amino acids. The transcript has 5 exons.
CUGACGUGCGGCGUCGUUUCCGGGAAAAUGGCGGCUGUCGAAGCAGCUGCGGAGCCGCUAACGGUGGUGGCGGCCGUUGGACUAAAGGCAAAGAACGAAGAGGAGGAAGAAGAAGAGUCGCUGCCACCGUUCGAGGCGGUGCGCUGGGCCCCGGUGGGGGCAGUGGCGGAGGCCGGGCCUGGGGCGACUGCAUUUUCAGAAGAGGCGGCGGCCGAGGAGCCCGGCCCGACCCCGGGCUCCCCUCCCGACUCGCCUGGCCGGACUCUGCGGCGGCUGCGGGCGGAGCGGCGGCGGCUGGACUCGGCGCUGCUUGCGCUGUCCUCUCACUUUGCUCAGGUGCAGUUCCGCUUGCGCCAAGUGGUGCGCGGGGCGCCGGCGGAGCAGCAGCGCCUCCUGCGCGAGCUCGAGGACUUCGCCUUCCGCGGCUGCCCUCACGUCCUGGGUUAUGGGGAGCCCGAGGACACCGCCAGCGACGAGGCCGACGGGCUGCUGGAGAUCCAGCCACGGUUGCGGGGCGAGGACCAGAGUGAGCAGGAGAAACGGGAACGUCUGGAAACCCAAAGGGAGAAGCAGAAGGAACUGAUACUGCAGCUGAAAACCCAGCUAGAUGACCUGGAAACCUUUGCCUACCAAGAAGGCAAUUAUGACUCCCUCCCACAGUCCAUGGUCUUAGAAAGACAGCGGGUGAUCAUAGAUGAGUUAAUAAAGAAACUGGACAUGAAUCUGAAUGAGGACAUCAGUUCACUGUCCACUGAAGAGCUUCGACAACGUGUGGAUGCAGCCGUGGCUCAGAUCGUCAACCCAGCCCGAGUGAAAGAACAGUUAGUUGAGCAGCUGAAAACUCAGAUCCGAGACCUUGAGAUGUUCAUCAACUUCAUCCAAGAUGAAGUAGGGAGCCCGCUGCAGACAGACAGUGGACACUGUGAUUGCAAAGCCAAUGGGAAGAUAGAAAAUGGCUCCACCAGAACAGGCAGCAGUAGACUGCCUCCAGGAAACAGUAAACAAAAGGCAGAAGAUGUGAAGAGAGUUCGAGAGACAGGGCUGCACCUGAUGCGGCGAGCACUGGCAGUGCUCCAGAUCUUUGCUGUUAGUCAGUUUGGUUGUGCCACGGGCCAGAUCCCACAAACUCUGUGGCCAAGGGGCCAGGCUGACAGGGACUACUCUCCCUUACUGAAGAGGCUAGAGGUGUCAGUAGACAGAGUGAAGCAGCUAGCCUUAAGGCACCAGCCGCAUGACCACGUCAUCACCUCUGCCAACCUCCAGGACCUCUCUCUGGGAGGCAAGGACGAGCUGACUACUGCUGUGCGGAAGGAGCUAACGGUGGCUGUGAGGGACCUUCUGGCCCAUGGAUUAUACGCCACCUCACCAGGGAUGAGCCUUGUGAUGGCCCCCAUUGCUUGUUUGCUGCCAGCCUUCUCCUCGGCCCCUGAAGCCAUGCACCCCUGGGAGCUUUUUGUAAAGUACUACCAUGCUAAGAACGGCCGUGCUUAUGUGGAAUCCCCAGCCCGGAAGCUCUCCCAGUCCUUCGCCCUGCCUGUUAUGGGAGGCAGUGUCGUAACACCCAAGCAGAGCCUACUGACAGCCAUCCACAUGGUGCUGACAGAGCACGACCCUUUUAAGCGCAGUGCAGACUCAGAGUUGAAGGCCUUGGUGUGCAUGGCAUUGAAUGAGCAGCGUCUCGUGUCAUGGGUGAACCUCAUCUGCAAGUCAGGGUCGCUCAUCGAGCCCCACUACCAGCCCUGGAGCUACAUGGCACACACAGGCUUUGAGAGUGCCCUCAACCUGCUCAGUCGCCUCAGCAGCCUCAAGUUCAGCCUCCCUGUAGACCUUGCUGUGCGCCAGCUCAAGAACAUCAAAGAUGCCUUUUAAUGGGAAUGCCCUGGCCCUACCCCACCACCUUGCUCAGUGAGGAAAGAUGGUUAGUCUUCAGAAUGUGGAGAAAGGAGUAGGAGGAAGGAUUAAAGACGUUUUCCCCAGCCAAAUGAUUGCAAAGUCUCAUUUCCCCACCAGCGAGGCAUCUCAGAAAGAAAUUCUGAAGACUCUCCUGUUUAAAGGUUCUUCCCUAGUGUAUAACCACAGUGUACAUGUGGCACAUAAAUCAGUCAUGGCACACAGUUAAUGCACCAACUCCUCAUGCCAUGUCUGACUUUCAGAAAACCCAGAUUGCACUAACCAUUCUCUUUAUGACUGUGAGUGACAAUAUGAAUGAGUUGUUGGUCCUGGAAGACAUUUGUCUUGAGGCUCCUGUUGGGAGCCAAGGUCAAGUGAGGCUAUGUAUAUUCAGUAGCUGCCUCUAAAACUAGGAAUGGGAAUAUUCUGAGGACACUGUUUCUAAGGGAAUUAACCACAAGUUGAUUUUAAUAUGAGCCCUUUUUCAUGUAGAGGUAAGAACUGAAAUCUGUUCUUGGCAAGGUGGUCCUCUUCUCAUGGCACAGACGAUGGUCUUUUGGUUUUGGAGCUGGUUGUUUAUAAGGAAUGACAACCAUUGUCUGGUACCAUGUCCUCUGGCAAGUAACCUUUCCUCUCUGCACCUCCCAACGAGACUCUGAUAAUCUCAGAAGUAGACGUGUUAGAAGUAUACUUCUUGAAUCAUUGUCACCCGAGGCAAGUGUGAAUAGGAAAACCGAUCAGUGACCAGCAGACAACUCCUUCCAGGGCUGUGACUCCUCUUGUCCUGGAGGCUGGAUGAUGGAGGAGGUCUGAUCAUGAGAUAAAUACUACAGAGCUGGGGAAAUAAGACAGGUCAGUGUUGACAGAGGAGGGACUAAACACUUCAUUGUAAAACUGACUCUAGAGUGGUCCUAUUUGGUUUUCAGUAUUUCAGCCUUUUUAGUUGAUAUUUGUCAUUCAGCCUACAUACGGCUACAGGACUGACCAAAGAUGGGCAAAGUGUAUCACUUUCCGGAAAACCAAAUGGGCUCCCCACACUACUGAUUCAGCAUUAUGUCAUAUAUUAAAUUGCCAGCUGCACUUUGUGUCUGCACUAUUGUGUAGUGCAUUUUACCUUAAAUUUUUUUAGCAACAUGUUAUUUAAGAUGUAUUAUUGAUAAUUCAUUAGAAUUAGUUCUCCAUCUGUGUGAAACAGAAUAAAUGUAAAAUGCUGUGAAAAAAGUGAUAUAUGUGUGAUUGCUAAUAAAAUCCUAGUAAUUUGUAUAGAUGCCCUGCAAAUAUUCAGAGA